CGCUUCCUCGACCUGGUGAAGCCCUUCACCNCCCUCAUCCCUGAGAUCGCAGUCCCCGAGACCAAGACUCCCUUCCAGCAGCGCCUGAUAUGGACCGGUGUCACUCUCCUGAUUUUCCUGGUCAUGUCACAGAUGCCCCUCUACGGCAUUGUGUCCUCUGGUGAGCUGCACAUGCACCAUCUCAUACGCGACUGCGGUACUGACGCGGCCCAGNACACCUCGGACCCGCUCUACUGGCUCAGAAUGAUGAUGGCCAGUAACAGAGGUACCCUCAUGGAGUUGGGUAUUACUCCCAUUAUUUCUUCCGGCAUGGUCUUCCAGCUUCUUGCUGGUACCCACCUCAUCGACGUCAACCUUGACCUCAAGGCCGACCGUGAGCUCUACCAGACUGCUCAGAAGGUGAGCUCCCAGAAAAACUACGCGUCAAGAGGAGCCAGUACUGACCUUCCUAGCNUCCUCGCCAUCAUCCUGUCUUUCGGCCAAGCCUGCGUUUACGUCCUGACUGGUCUCUACGGCCAGCCUUCCGACCUCGGUGCUGGUAUCUGCGUCCUCCUCGUUGUCCAGCUUCUUACUGCCGCUCUGAUCGUCAUCCUCCUCGAUGAGCUCCUCCAGAAGGGCUACGGUCUCGGCAGUGGUAUUUCGCUCUUCAUCGCUACCAACAUUUGCGAGUCGAUCGUCUGGAAGGCUUUCUCGCCCACCACCAUCAACACGGGCAGAGGUCCUGAGUUCGAGGGUGCCAUCAUUGCCCUUGUCCACCUUUUGGUCACCUGGCCCAACAAGCAGCUUGCCCUCAAGGAGGCCUUUUACCGCCAGAACCUGCCCAACGUCAUGAACCUGAUCGCUACCAUUGCCGUUUUCAGCGCCGUCAUCUACCUCCAGGGUUUCCGCGUCGAGAUCCCUGUCAAGUCUUCGCGCCAGCGUGGUAUGCGCGGUUCUUACCCCGUCCGUCUCUUCUACACCUCCAACAUGCCCAUCAUGCUCCAGUCGGCCCUCUCAUCCAACGUCUUCCUUGUCAGCCAGAUGCUCUACUCUCGCUUCAGCGACAACCUUUUGGUUAAGAUGAUCGGAGUCUGGGAGGCUCGCGAGGGAUCUUCUCAGAUGCUCCCCAUCUCUGGUCUUGNNUCCCCUCCCCUCAACUUCAAGGAUGCCCUUCUUGACCCCGUCCACACAGCCCUCUUCAUCGUCUACAUGCUCACUGCAUGCGCCGCCUUCUCCAAGACCUGGAUCGAGGUCUCCGGUUCCAGCCCUCGCGAUGUUGCCAAGCAGCUCAAGGAGCAGGGUCUUGUUAUGGCCGGUCAUCGUGAUGAGUCCAUGUACCGUGAGCUCAAGCGUGUCAUUCCCACUGCUGCCGCCUUUGGUGGUGCUUGCAUUGGUGCUCUCUCCAUUGUCAGUGAUCUUGUUGGCGCUCUCGGCAGCGGUACUGGUAUCCUCAUGGCUGUCACGUCCCAACUAACAACAACAUCAGCANUCAUCUACUCUUACUUCGAGAUUGCCGCCAAGGAAGGUGACAUGUCCGGCCUCAAGGGUAUGGUCAUGGGU
Molecule: messenger RNA, 1539 nt
Organism: Aureobasidium uvarum
Lineage: Eukaryota; Fungi; Ascomycota; Dothideomycetes; Dothideales; Saccotheciaceae
Source: the annotation of a GenBank genome assembly